AUUUGGCUUUCAUGGAUAUCUCAAAACCAUCACAAAAAAAAAUGGAGUCCAAUAUUGGCAAAGAAGUAGUAACAGAGCUCCUUCCAUUAGUUAGAGUCUACAAAGAUGGAUCGGUUGAAAGACUAUCAGGUUCACCUUUUGUUCCUCCAUCAAUGGAAGAUCCAGAAACUGGAGUUUCCUCAAAAGAUAUUACCAUUUCUUCAAACCCUUUGAUCAGAGCAAGACUUUUUCUUCCCAAACUCGAAGAAUCCGAAUCCAACAUCAAAAUCCCAAUCUUGGUUUACUAUCAUGGUGGUGGGUUUCUCAUUGAAUCAGCUUUCUCAGCCGACCACCAUAGAUUUCUCAACAGCUUGGUUUCUCAGGCUAAAAUUGUUGCUGUCUCUGUGGAAUAUAGAUUACCUCCAGAGAACCCACUUCCUGCUGCUUAUGAAGAUUGCUGGGCUGCUCUUCAAUGGGUUUCUUCCUUUUCAAGUAAAUAUGAUAAUUCUGCAGCCAUUGACGAACCUUGGUUGAAUAAUCAUGGUGAUUUUGAACGAGUGUUUAUUGGGGGUGAUAGUGCAGGAGCAAACAUUGCUCAUAACAUAGCAAUGCGAGCAGGCAAAGAAAACUUGCAUGGUGGGGUUAAGAUCUUAGGAGCUCUGCUUACACAUCCGUAUUUCUGGGGUUCUAAGCCAUCUGCAUCGGAUCAGAGUAUUGAUUAUUUGGUUUGCUCCGUUUGGAACUUUGUAUACCCAAAUGCUCCUGGUGGGAUUGAUAAUCCGAUGAUCAAUCCUUUAGUUGAUGAAGCACCGAGUUUGGAAGGACUUGGAUGUUGUAGAUUGUUGGUGAGCGUGGCAGAGUGUGAUUGGCUGAGAGAUAGAGGGGUUUGGUAUUCUGAAGCUGUGAAGAAAUCUGGAUGGAAAGGUGAAGUUGAGCUUACUGAAAUUGAAGGAGAAGAUCAUGCUUUUCAGAUUUUAAGACCUGGGACCAAGAAUGCAAAUAGAUUGACCAAACGCUUGGCUGAUUUUCUCUCCAAAAAGUGAUCAAUUUUCGCUUCUUUUUUUUUUUUUUUUCCCUGCUUUAAUUGAUGUUUGUUUUUAAGAAAAAAUAAAACUUAUCUCAGAGUGAUUAUAGCUAUAAGAGUCCUCUUGAGGAGGAUAUAUAGUAUUAUAGAUCUUUCUUUGGCAGGUUUUAUGAAAAAUAGUUUUGUAAUGGGAUUGAUAAUUAUAAAUAAUAUGUAAUGUUGCAAGGAUAAGAUAUUGGCUUCUAUUAGUUUAAGCCGGCUAGACUAAUAUAUUUGUCAAUAAGCUAUAAUUAAAGCAAUUAAUGUGCUACUAUUUAUAUCCA
Messenger RNA from Ziziphus jujuba (common jujube), 1326 nucleotides. Its product is annotated as 2-hydroxyisoflavanone dehydratase. The coding region runs from base 12 to 1022 and encodes 336 amino acids. Lineage: Eukaryota; Viridiplantae; Streptophyta; Magnoliopsida; Rosales; Rhamnaceae. The record is from RefSeq and is a predicted model, not a curated record. The transcript has a single exon. Gene Ontology annotation, molecular function: hydrolase activity.